CUUCCAGGUGCCUCUGUCCAGGCUGGUGUGUGGGCUGUGGGCUCCCUCCCCCACCCCAGGUGUCCUGUCCACUCUCAGGAUGGUCACAUGGGCGCUGCUGGAGUGUCCCAUGGCGGAUGCAAAGUUCCUGCAUUUUCUCCCCUCCCCUCAGACCCUCCAAAGGCACACGUGACCCACCACCCUGUCUCUGCCAGUGAGGUCACCCUGAGGUGCUGGGCGCUGGGCUUCUACCCUGCGGACAUCAGCCUGACCUGGCAGCGUGACGGGGAGGACCAGACCCAGGACAUGGAGCUGGUGGAGACCAGGCCUGCGGGGGACGGCACCUUCCAGAAGUGGGCGGCCGUGGGGGUGCCCCCUGGAGAGGAGCAGAGAUACACGUGCCAUGUGCAGCACGAGGGGCUGCCCGAGCCUCUGACCCUGAGAUGGGAGCCGCCUUCUAAGACCUUCAUCUUCAUCAUCAUGGGUGUCGCUGGGGGACUGUUGCUGCUGGGAGCUGUGGUUGGAGCUGUGAUGUGCGGAAGGAGGCGCUCAGGUGGGAAAGGAGGGAGCUACUCUCAGGCUGCCAGCGGUGACAGCUCCCAGGGCUCUGACGUGUCUCUCUCAGCUUCUAAAGCGUGAGGCAGCUGCCUUGUGGGGACUGAGUGAUGGAAGAUGUUCACGCUCCCACUUCCUGGCUCAAGAACCUCUGAUUUGGGUGCUGGCCUGCCCUGCUCCCCACACUUUCCUGUCAGCAGAGGCGGGCUGGGCCCUCCCCAUCCCUGCCUUUACUUCCUGAUGCUCUGAGCUGCAACUUCCAGCUUUGUAUUGAAAUGAGACUGUGGAUUGACCUCGUGUUUUAAUUCUUGCUGUGACUGGUGACGGGUAAUUAAAGGAGACCCUUUAAUUAAUUAUUUUCUCAGUGGAAAUAAAUGGAAGCACCAAGGAUUCUGC
Messenger RNA from Myotis lucifugus (little brown bat), 930 nucleotides. Its product is annotated as patr class I histocompatibility antigen, A-5 alpha chain-like. The coding region runs from base 88 to 618 and encodes 176 amino acids. NCBI's taxonomy places the organism in Eukaryota, Metazoa, Chordata, Mammalia, Chiroptera, Vespertilionidae. Gene Ontology annotation, molecular function: peptide antigen binding; signaling receptor binding. Gene Ontology annotation, cellular component: external side of plasma membrane. The record is from RefSeq and is a predicted model, not a curated record. Gene Ontology annotation, biological process: immune response; antigen processing and presentation of endogenous peptide antigen via MHC class I via ER pathway, TAP-independent; antigen processing and presentation of endogenous peptide antigen via MHC class Ib. The transcript has 5 exons.